Messenger RNA from Phacochoerus africanus (Common warthog), 1227 nucleotides. It is a transcript of the gene CCER1, whose product is annotated as coiled-coil glutamate rich protein 1. NCBI's taxonomy places the organism in Eukaryota, Metazoa, Chordata, Mammalia, Artiodactyla, Suidae. The record is from RefSeq and is a predicted model, not a curated record.
AUGACCCAGACCCUUGACACAAGAGAGGACCCUCUUAACCUGGGCGGCGGCUGGUCAUCCUCGGCCCCAUUACGCACCUGGUCUUCCUGCCAUCGAAGGCGCAGGGGAGCCCCGAUUUACAAGCGGCGGCACCACUAUGGUCCCAAGGCCGAGUAUGAGCCCCCGUGGAAACAGCAGAAGCAACAGCACGGCCCAGGCCCUUGGUUCCAUCCACCCCGACGUCCCUCUUGGGCCGUGUAUUCUAAUUGGGGGCGUUGGGGAGGGCCCUGGCGUCCACCUCCUGCAAGAUUCCGAAAGCCGCCUGGCCGAGUGCAAGUGAUACGGGUGUACGGCCUGCACCCACUCUGUCUCUGCUGCUGUUCCUGCUGGCGCGGGCCCUGGAACCCCGGCUGGGCGAGGCCCCCGGGCAGGAAGAAGCGCUGGGGCCGCCGGGGCCGCGGCCUGCGCCGCCACUCUCGCCGCUCCUUCCCCAGGAGACCCCCCGUGGAUCUGAGCACGCUGCUGCGUCCAGUCAACCUGUAUGGGUGGCGGGCACCUGGCAUGCGGGCGCCCAAGAACACCACCCAGUUCAUCAUGAACCAGAUCUAUGAGGACAUGCGGCAGCAGGAGAAGCUGGAGCGCCAGCAGGAGGCGCUGCGGGCGCAGCAGGCCCAGGCAGGAGGCACGGCCUCGCCCUCCGGCUCCUUCGGAAACGAUGCGCCCCCUAGCGGUGGCGAGGAAGAUGCGGCGCAGCAGGAACCUCUGUAUAGCUUCGCGCAGAAUCCCUCUCUCGUCUUCAGUCCUAACCCGGAGGAGGAAGACCAGUCUCCUCCACAGCUAGUGGAGGAGGAAGAGGGAGAGGAGAGAAAUGAUGACGAAGAGGAGUGUGACGAGGAGGAGGGUGAUGGCAAGGAGCUGGAGAGCGAGGAGGAGGAGGAGGAGGAUGAAGAGGCAGAGGCCAAAGAUGAAGAGGAGGUGGAAGAGGCUGACUCUGUGCAGGCGGGGGAGGAAGAGGAGGAGGAAGAGGAGGAGGAGGAAGAAGAGACAGAAGAGGAAGAGGAGGGGCUGGAGGAGGAUGAGCAGAGAGAGGAAGAGAAUCAUUUGCCUCUGGAAAUGCCUUUAUCAAUCCUAGUGGGGGCUGAAGAAGAGAGAGAGAAGUUUAUAAACUGUACUUAUUUAAGCCCCACACAGAUAAUCCCCAAAGUGCCACAGGAAGGUCUCCUCAUGCUACAGGACAUUAACUGUUAG